Messenger RNA from Populus nigra (black poplar), 4161 nucleotides. Its product is annotated as putative acyl-activating enzyme 19. Bases 37 to 3657 code for a protein of 1206 amino acids. The transcript has 17 exons. Gene Ontology annotation, molecular function: protein binding. The record is from RefSeq and is a predicted model, not a curated record. Gene Ontology annotation, biological process: amino acid activation for nonribosomal peptide biosynthetic process. Lineage: Eukaryota; Viridiplantae; Streptophyta; Magnoliopsida; Malpighiales; Salicaceae.
AAACCGAAAUUCCAUUGGAGGACCUAAACGAAAACAAUGAGACGUUGCAGUGGAAGCUCUAAAAGCCAAGAGAAGCAGCUGCAGCAUCAUCAGAAGCAUAAGCAUUGCUGCUUAUCACACCUCUUUCUUAAAGCAGCAGCUCAAAACCCCCCAAAAGUCGCUGUCAUACAUGCUGCACCAUCUUCUUCUUCUUCUUCUUCUUCUCCUGCCGCUGCUUCUAGUGGGCCCCAAACUCAAAUAUCUAGGGAAUUGAUCACUUCUACUACUCCUCCAAUUUAUGAAGGCGAUCAAUGUUUCACUUUCGCUGAUGUGUUCGGCUCCGUUGAUUCCCUCUCCUCUCGCCUCCGCUCCAUUCUUGAUGGGGCUGAUGAUCCUCACCUUAUCAAACCCCAAUCCCCUCCAGGUAAAGGCAGCAACAAUCCUAGCAAGAAUCAAGCUGAGACCGCGAGUGCAUAUAACCCAAAAAUAGUGGGAAUAUAUAUGCCACCUUCAGUGGAAUACAUAAUUUCUGUUUUCUCAAUUUUGAGGUGUGGAGAAGCGUUCUUGCCUAUUGAUCCAUCGUGGCCGAGAGAUAGAGUAUUGUCAAUUGUUGCUUCAGCCAAUGCGGCCCUUAUUAUUACUUCUCGCUCGUCGUUUGGUAAAGGCGGUAAUAAGGAUAUUAAUGAAGCAGAUUGGCUUGUGGAUCGUAGUGGUUGUCGUGUCUUGUGUUUUUCGAUGGAAGACAGCGAGUGUAGUGGUGGUCCGUCGGAGUUAGCUUGGCCUUGUGAAAAUGAGAAAGAGAGAUUGUUCUGUUAUUUGAUGUACACUUCUGGAUCGACUGGGAAGCCUAAAGGCGUGUGUGGGACUGAACAAGGCCUCUUAAAUCGCUUUUGGUGGAUGCAAGAAUUGUAUCCCCUACAUGGAGAGGAAGCUCUAUUGUUCAAAACAUCGAUAAGCUUUAUUGACCACCUGCAAGAAUUUCUUAGUGCUAUGCUUACUACAUGUACACUGGUUAUACCUCCUUUCCAUGAGCUGAAAGAGUAUCCAUUUUCUCUUGUCAAUGUUCUACAGGCCUACUCUAUAAAUAGACUUACAGCUGUCCCUUCACUUAUGAGAGCAAUCCUUCCUGUUUUGCAAAGGCAACAUAGCAUGCAGAUUCAGACUUCAUUGAAAUUGCUAGUAUUGAGUGGUGAAGUUUUUUCUCUAUCCUUAUGGGAUGCGCUUUCGACCUUACUACCUAGGACCACAAUUUUGAAUUUAUAUGGGACUACUGAGGUAUCUGGUGACUGUACAUAUUUUGAUUGCAAGAGGUUGCCCGCGAUUUUGGAGACAGAGGCACUAACAAGCAUUCCAAUUGGUUUGCCUAUUUCUAACUGUGAUGUGGCACUAAUUUGUGAAUCCGAUACAUCUAAUAAGGGAGAGAUAUAUGUCGGUGGUCUCUGUGUUUCUAAUGGUUACUAUUCUGAGUCCACUGUUACAUCCUUUAUCUCUGCAAAUCCACACAUGGACAACAUCUGUAAUAGCUCUGUAGAUAACUGGGGAUGCCAAGCUUAUUAUAGAACUGGUGAUUUUGCACAAAGGCUUCAGAAUGGUGACUUGGUAUUCUUAGGAAGAACAGAUCGGAUUGUAAAAAUCAAUGGUCAACGCAUUGUUCUAGAGGAGAUUGAAAAUACACUCAGGGGACAUCCUGAUGUUGCUGAUGCUGCUGUAAUUUCUCGUGAAGGUCCAGGGGAGCUUUUGUUUCUUGAUGCAAUUUUGCUGUUCAAAGAGAGAGAAAAAUCUGAGGAUUUUUUUGUCAGGUCUUCGAUAAGAAAGUGGAUGGUCGACAAAGUUCCAUUAGCAAUGGUUCCUAAUCGCUUUGUAAUCACAGAAUCGUUGCCCAUGUCUUCCACUGGAAAAGUUGAUUAUGCUUUAUUGGCACGUUCAAAGUUUCUCAACUUGCAUGUCCAAGAUGAGAUUGGCAAUGCGACAACUGAUCUCCUGCAAAUUAUCAAAAAGGCAUUUUGUGAUGGUUUGAUGGUUGAAGAAGUUUCUUGUGAUGAUGAUUUCUUUGCAAUGGGUGGUAAUUCCAUUUCUGCAGCACAUGUUUCUUAUAAUCUAGGGAUCAAUAUGAGAUUGCUUUAUAACUUCCCUACUCCCUCUAAGCUUCAUGCUGCUCUUCUAGAGAAAAAGGAAUCUUACCGCAUGGAAGUGAGAGUUGAUGCUAAUUCACAAUUGAAGCCAAAAAAAGAUAGCUUGGUUUCAGAUAUGGCUUAUUCUCCUAAUCCUACAACUCCUAUUGUUCCUGGUCUCAAAUCAAUGAAGCAGCCGUCAAAAAACCCUCAUCAAAAUGAUGAUGAUCAUACUGUUGCAUCUAAACGCUUCAAGGAAGAUUUGGAUAUUAAUAUUUCUUCUGCAUGUGUUAAGCCUAGUGAUGGACAACCAUUGUCUAGUUCAAUAUCAAUGUUAUGUUCAUUCAGCCGGUGCAACACGGUUAUCUAUGAUGAAAAUUGCACGUCACAAAAAUCACAUCAAAUCAAUCGGUUAGCAAAAGUUCCGAGAAAUGGAAAAGGUUCUAGUAUGCAUGAAUUAUGGAAGGUUUAUAUGGAGUCUUGUGUAGAUGCAUCACCACUGGUUGUGGUUAAACAGCAGGAUGUCUAUCUCUUCAUUGGAUCUCAUUCGCACAAAUUUGUUUGUGUUAAUGCCCUAAGUGGUUCUAUCCAGUGGGAAGUCAAGCUAGAGGGACGAAUUGAAAGUUCUGCAGCAAUUGUUGGCGACUUUUCUCAGGUUGUAGUUGGCUGCUACAGUGGGAAAAUAUAUUUUCUUGAUUUUCUUGAUGGCAGCAUUUGCUGGACUUUCCAAACAUGUGGUGAGGUGAAGUGCCAGCCAGUUGUGGACAUACACAGACAAUUAAUCUGGUGUGGCUCUCAUGACCAUAAUUUAUAUGCGCUUGACUACAGAAAUCAUUGCUGUAUUUAUAAGCUCUCAUGUGAUGGGAGUAUAUAUGGGUCUCCUGCAAUUGACGAGGUGCACAACACUCUUUAUGUGGCAUCUACUAGUGGCCAUGUGACAUCUAUAUCAAUAAAGGCUUUGCCAUUCAAUACUUUAUGGGAGCAUGAGCUAAAGGUCCCAGUUUUUGGGUCACUUUCACUUUGUCCUUCAAGUGGAAAUGUUAUUUGUUGUUUAGUGGACGGGAACAUUGUUGUAUUGGAUUUCUGUGGCUCCAUCAUUUGGAGGUGUGGAACUGGUGGUCCUGUUUUUGCUGGAGCCUGUAUAUCUUGCGCGCUUCCUUCUCAGGUUCUGAUAUGCUCUAGAAAUGGACGUGUUUAUUCAUUUGAAAUGGAAACAGGAGAUUUACUUUGGGAGUAUAAUGUUGGAGAUCCAAUUACUGCAUCUGCAUAUGUCGACGAGCACUUGCAGCUGCUAUCUGAUCCCUGCCUUUUGUCAGACAGGUUGGUUUGUGUAUGUACCAGUUCUGGACGCGUACAUCUGCUUCAGAUUAACUUGGAUGAUUCCGGAAAGCAAAAUCAACCUGGUUUAAAUAUAGUUCAGGAAUUUGCAAGGUUGGAGCUCCCUGGAGACAUUUUCUCUUCACCUGUGAUGAUUGGUGGCAGGAUUUUUGUUGGAUGCCGGGAUGAUUAUGUCCACUGCAUUUCUGUUGAAGAUCUAAGUUCGGUGUAUGAAGGUGCUGGUUAUUAAUUAAUCCCUCAAUGCAAAGUGUUUGACCAAUUUCUGUAAUUUCAGAAAGAAGAGCUCCUCACAUCCUGCAAUUGGACCUUGCUGCUGAAUCACUUCCAUUGCUGCCUGGGGAGAUGAGAUAUAGCUUCUCAAGAGACAUCAUAGCACACGAGAAGUUCUAUAGUCGUCUCCCAAGAAUCAUCCAGCAGGACCAUCUUUUAGUUCAAAAUUCUCUGGACAUCAUAGCAGCGAAGCAUCUAGCAGGACAUAAUUGGUAAGUCUUCCAAAAACUUCGGAAGUACUUCCAAUGGAGUAAUGAAUUUCUAUCUCCUGUUUUUUUCUUCUUUUUUUUUCCCCUUUCUUGUAGGUGUAAAUAGAAAAAUGAACUACUCAAUUCAAUUGAAGCACAUUCAGGGAAUUUUUUUCCCUACACGGAAAAUUUGUAUGUGAUUAAUAAGGCCUUUACAGAGGAGCUACGAGAUUUUGUUAAUUAAUAUAAACAUUAACAUUAUUAGCAUUAGCAAA